This is a messenger RNA of Fukomys damarensis (Damara mole-rat), 2536 nucleotides long. It is a transcript of the gene Mvk, whose product is annotated as mevalonate kinase. Gene Ontology annotation, molecular function: ATP binding; mevalonate kinase activity. The record is from RefSeq and is a predicted model, not a curated record. The transcript has 10 exons. Bases 178 to 1428 code for a protein of 416 amino acids. Gene Ontology annotation, cellular component: cytoplasm. Gene Ontology annotation, biological process: cholesterol biosynthetic process; isoprenoid biosynthetic process. NCBI's taxonomy places the organism in Eukaryota, Metazoa, Chordata, Mammalia, Rodentia, Bathyergidae.
CUAUUGACCAAUGCUCAAGCCAACUGGUAGAGGUAUUGCGCUUGCGCGCUCUGAUUGGCUGGACGGAAAAAAGAGGCCUCCUCCUCCUCCGGGCUGGCGCUUGGGGAUGGAGAAAUACCGGAGCGGCUCCGGCUCUGGUGCGGAAAGACUGUGGCUGCGACAGGAUUCCCCGGAGCCAUGUUGUCGGGAGUCCUGGUAGUGUCCGCUCCAGGAAAAGUCAUCCUCCACGGAGAACACGCUGUGGUCCAUGGCAAGGUAGCACUGGCGGUAGCCUUGAAUUUGAGAACAUUCCUCAGGCUUCAACCCCACAGCAAUGGGAAAGUCACCCUAAACUUACCGAACAUUGGUACCAAGCAGACCUGGGAUGUGAACAGCCUUCAGCUGUUGGACACAAGCUUUCUGGAGCAAGAUGACGCCCCAGCACCCACCACAGAGCAAGUGGAGAAGCUGAAGGAAGUGGCAGGCAUCCCCCAGAACCGAGCCGUCCCUGAGCACCUGGCUGUGCUGGCCUUCCUGUACUUGUACCUGUCCAUUUGCCGGAAGCAGAGGGCCCUGCCGAGCCUGGACAUUACCGUGUGGUCAGAGCUGCCCCCUGGGGCAGGCUUGGGCUCCAGCGCUGCCUACUCCGUGUGCUUGGCGGCCGCCCUCUUGACUGUGUGUGAGGACAUCUCUAAUCCACUGAAGGACGGAGACAACAUCAGCAGGUGGCCCAAGGAGGACUUGGAACUAAUUAACCAGUGGGCCUUCUGUGGGGAGAGGGUGAUCCACGGGAACCCCUCUGGCGUGGACAAUGCCGUCAGCACCUGGGGAGGAGCCCUCCGAUACCAGCAGGGGAAGAUUUCAUCCUUGAACAGGCCCCCAGCGCUCCAGAUCCUGCUUACCAAUACCAAGGUCCCACGAAGCACCAAGGCUCUUGUGGCUGGCGUCAGGAACAGGCUGAUCAAGUUCCCAGAGAUCGUGGGCCCCCUCCUGGCCUCCAUAGAUGCCAUAUCCCGGGAGUGUGAGCGCGUGCUGGGGGAGAUGGCGGCAGCCCCGGCCCUGGAGCAGUACCUCGUGCUGGAGAUUUUGGAUCAGAAUGUGACAGGUGUCUGGAACCUGCCUCCGCAACGUGACACCUGGCGCUCAGGCGUGCAGCGAGGCCCCAGAAGUCUUCUCUCACACGCAGCCCGCCGGCUGGGGAAGGGCACCCAGGGCUGCCCCCCGGCCAUCGAGCCUGUCUGCGCGUUUGUCGGGAGUGAGGGGAACACGAGGCCAGCGGAGCCCCGCGCCAUUGAGCCGCACACUAAGCCCCGCGUGUUCCCAAGGAAGCCGGUGGUGGCAGAGACCCCCGGAGCGCUGUCGGAGGCAGGCAGGCAGGCAGGAGCUCUACGUCGGGCAGAAAGAUCGCUUUUCCACCCGGCUCACUGCCUUGCUAGCUCUGUGACCUAAAGCAAGGCACGUUCUUCUGAGCCUCAGUUUCCCCCUUUGUGAAAUGGGGCUGAUGGUAACGUCACCCAUAGAAAUCCUCGGGGCAGGUGAAGUUCGCCGAGCACUUUUCACCUUACGACAGACCUCGUAUAAAAGAUGCACCUCAUUGCUUCCUCUGGUAAUGAGGCAGACAGGGCUCUUGUGGCCCCAUUUCCAGCUCCAACUCAGAGCAAAGGGCCACGGCCAAGGACAUCAGACCGAGAAGGGGCAGAGCUGAGGCCCAAACCCAGCCAUCUGCCUCCGAAGCACUGGUCUGUAACCUUCCUGGCAGGGCCUGGGUGAGUGCUCGUGCUUGGUGCUGUGUCUAGGCCAGUACCCAGCACGAUGUGUGUGUGUGGUGAACGAAAUGUAAACAGCGGACGCUGAACAGUGGUAGCUGUUGAUUUGAUUAUUCCAUCCACAUGCAUUUUGUUUGAUUCUUGGAGAGCAGGAAUUUUAUUAAGCAUAAUUAAAGAAACCUAAACAAAUAUUUAGCUCUUUCCCCUACUCAUGACCUUGCUAGAAAUACAACCCAGUUCCUACUCUGAACAUCCGUCCCUGAGGCAGCUGCAGGGUGCUGUAUUAUUUGACACUUUUUCUUUUUUUUUGCAAGUGGCAGAAAUCUAUUUCAACCAGGCUUCUGCAGAAAUGGAGUGUACUGGCUUCCAACUGAGGAGGGGGGAAUAGCUUCAGGCAUAGUUUGAUCCAGUGGUAGAUGUGGUUGUGAAUCCAUCUUUCAUGUCAUCUGUGACCGUGUGGCAGGGCAGGUAACGUGGGCAGCCCACGUCUGAAGUCUCAGCAGCUGCCAAGGACAAAGGCAGAGAAAACUCCAGGAGUGCCACAGUUGGCCCAGCUUGGGCCUCAUGCCCAAGCCUGAUGAGUCACAAGAGCCAGAGGCUUCUGGGUCAGAGACAUGAUGGCAGGCAGAUGACCUCUGCCGUCCAAGCCCUGUGGCAGGUCCUGCAGGAGGGAGGGACGUGUGCUGGGCGACAGAGCAUUUGCUGUUCCACACCCAUACCCGUCCAGGCUGGGCAGGUGUGGGUGGGGAAGUCAGUGGCCCGGGCAGGCCAGAAGGGGACACGUGGCCCCU